Messenger RNA from Anopheles coustani, 1804 nucleotides. It is a transcript of the gene angel, whose product is annotated as protein angel. The transcript has 3 exons. The coding region runs from base 118 to 1659 and encodes 513 amino acids. The record is from RefSeq and is a predicted model, not a curated record. NCBI's taxonomy places the organism in Eukaryota, Metazoa, Arthropoda, Insecta, Diptera, Culicidae. Gene Ontology annotation, molecular function: 3'-5'-RNA exonuclease activity.
UUUCCAUAAAAAGAAGAAAUUGUGAUACAACUACAUUGUAAAGCGUGAAAUUAAGACGCGAAUAAGCAUUCGACCGCUCCGGUACUGUGUGGGUCAGAGUCCAAGUGUACGACGCGAAUGAAACGACGUCUGCUGUCGGUUUUCAUCACUCCACGGCACGUAAAAUUCUAUAGCUGCCGGUUCCUGUCGUUCUUUGGCAAUCAUGCUGGAGCUGUAGACUAUAGGUAUCCCCUCAGAAUGGAAUCUCGGCCACCAGUGUACCAGCGGGCCUACUUCGAUAACAACCGACGAUGGAAAUCUGCACCGUAUAAAGGGAAUUCAUCGGCCACGAGUCGAUCAGGGAGGGAGCGUUUUGAGUUUACCCUUAUGAGCUACAACAUACUGGCACAGGAUUUACUGGAUGGCCACGCGUUCCUCUACGCAAACAACAAUCCGCAUGCCCUGCCAUGGCCUCAGCGUUACGAGCGGCUGAUCGCGGAAAUCAAUGCGGUUCACCCGGACAUUCUGUGCGUGCAGGAGCUACAGCAGGACCACGUCGAUAUGUUUUGGACCGGACUGGCUAGCUUCGAUUACGCGCUGCUGUACAAAAAGCGCACGGGUGGAGAGAAAACCGACGGGUGUGCGGUGUUCUACCGGCGCAAUCUAUUCGAUCUCGUAACGCACCACGAGGUGGAGUACUUUCAGCCGAAUGUGAACAAACUAAAUCGCGAGAAUGUGGCCAUUAUCGCCAAACUGGCGCUGAAAUCGAACCCUCGAACAAAUCUCGUCGUCUCCACAACGCACCUCUUGUACAACCCCCGGCGACAGGAUGUCCGACUGGCGCAAAUACAGGUGCUGCUCGCCGAGCUCGAUCGAUUCGCGUACAGUGGAAAACUGCCGAACGGUAUACCGCAGUACCAUCCGGUUAUACUGUGCGGUGAUUUCAAUCUGCAGCCACAUUCAGCACCAUACCGGUUGCUGACCGAGGGGUAUCUGCGUUACGAUCAACUUUCGGCCCGCACGCUCGAACCAGAAAACCACAGUUUCGGGGAAUCGACUGGAAAGCACUUUUUACCUCAUUCCCUGGGUAUAACCGACGGCUGCCAGCAUGACACCUUGAAGGACCGGGGUCAGACCCACCGGGAUUCAACCGUUCCACCAUCGGAUGCGACAAAACUUUAUCACUCCAAUUAUGUCAGCUUUUGCAACCCAUCUCCAUCACCGGAAGCUGGUUCCAGCGAGCUCAACGGAACGGUUGGUUCGAGCGAGCUCAACGAAUCGUCUGCCUCACCGUCCCAUGAAGAAAUGGCAGGCAAAAAGGGAUCUCCCAAACAGGAAUUUUCUACCGGUUCGCUCAGUCAUCGGUUUGUGUUCAAUUCGGCCUAUCGUCAGGAACCCGGUAAAUCCGCGAGCAAGCAAAGCCAAGGACAGCAGACAGCCACCACGUUUCAGGAUGAGUGGAUUACGGUCGACUAUAUGUUCUACACGCCGUUCCGAUCAGUAGCAGAGUGUAAUCGAACCCUGCCCAACUGGAACCUAGAGCUGCUCGGCACCUACGCGUUGCCUACGGUCGAGCAGUGCUCUUGGCAGAUUGGUCAUAUACCAAACAUGUUCUACGGGUCGGAUCACUUUUCAUUGGCCGCACGCUUCGCACUAACCACGCCGACGGAGAAACCGUGACCGGCGUACCAUAGUUCGUUGAGUAUUGACUCAAUGGUUUCGUUAUGCUGUUUCUUUUUAACUUAUUGUGACACACUCUGUAUGAUAUAUUGCUUCACAUACAGAAUAAAUGACGCGGAAUAUGAAUGUCUUCCUACCGAACAAA